UGAAUCGCCCUUCAAAUACCCCUUCUUUCUCCGCUGGUAUGCUGGCUCGUGCCUGUGCUCAAACGUCCUUGACAUUCCAGUCCAGCAUUCCGGGCUCCACAUUCGCCAUCAUCGCUGCAUGAUCUUAAAAUUAUUUUGUCAUUCCUUUUCGUGAGAAGAGAAAACACAGACACUUUCAUUGAUAAAGACGGGCAUGCGCCUUUUUUGAGUACCUGGUGGCUAAAUCACAAUGACUCGGUUUAUCUUGGGGCUCCUGGUGACGGUGCUGGCCUCCUUCGUAGGGGCUACAUCCGUGUUCUCUCCUGCUCGCCCCCCAGCAUUACCCCUGGCGGUCAAAUCACCGUAUCUAAGCACUUGGCUUGCCGCAGGAAGUGAUGGAGGUAAUGGAGGCUAUUUGGCUGGAGAAUGGCCAACGUUUUGGGCCGGACAAAUCAAUGGCUGGGCGGGCAUGGUUCGUGUCGAUGGCACCACUUAUACUUGGAUGGGUCUUCCGGGAACUACUACAGUCAACCAGACCUCUUAUGUUUACACAUCCACGAGAAGCAUAUUCACCAUGACUGUGGACGACAAAGUGCAGAUGAACAUCACGUUCCUGUCACCCAUCACGCCAAACGACCUGAAGAGACAAUCACUCAUUUUCUCUUACGUCGAGGUGGAGGUUGAAUCGCUCGAUGGCGAGGCCCAUGACGUGCAAGUUUAUUCCGAUAUUUCGGCCGAAUGGACUUCCGGGGACCGCACAGCCACUGCAACAUGGGACUACGGAACAACUAGCAACAAUGUCGCGUACCAUAAGGUCAGCCGUCAGACUGAGCUUGCUUUCUCAGAGACUAGCGAUCAGGCGGAUUGGGGAGAGUGGUACUGGGCGACCGACGAGAGCGACAGCAUGACAUAUCAAUCUGGUAUUGAUGUCGAUGUGAGAGGAGCUUUUACAGCAAACGGGACGUUGGGAAACUCCCAGGAUGCCGAUUAUCGCGCAAUUUCAACAAAUUGGCCGGUUUUUGCGUUUGCUCACGACUUGGGAUCUGUUGACUCGUCCGUCGGAGUAUUGUUCUCCAUUGGACUGGUGCAGACCGAUGCGAUGCAGUACAACGGAACUGACAAUGGUUACGCGCCUUUGCCAUCGUUGUGGACAAGCUAUUUUAGCGACGGCCCAGCAGCUUUGGACUUUUUCCAUAAUGACUACGAAACUUCUUCUGCUCUUUCCACUGAGCUGGAUGACAAGAUUGCAACUGACUCUAUAACAGCAGCGGGCCAGGACUAUCUAACCAUCACUUCACUCACUGUUCGCCAGGCUUUUGGUGCCACACAGUUGUGCGGAACGACAGCAGAUCCUUAUUUGUUCAUGAAAGAGAUUUCGUCCGACGGAAACAUCAACACAGUGGACGUCAUAUUCCCUGCCCAUCCGAUCUUCCUGUACACUAACCCAGAGCUUCUUGACUUGCUACUGAAACCACUCUAUGAGUUUCAAGAAUCUGGAAAGUACCCAAACUCCUAUGCAAUGCAUGAUAUUGGGAGUAAUUAUCCCAAUGCGACUGGUCAUGCCGAUGGUAAUGAUGAAGCGAUGCCCUUGGAAGAGUGCGGAAACAUGGUAAUCAUGUCUCUGGCAUUCGCUCAAAGGGCAAGCAAUACGUCAUAUCUUGCAGCACACUACGACAUGCUAAAUGUGUGGACGAGCUAUCUGAUUGAAGAUGCACUUUAUCCAUCGAACCAGAUUUCUACCGAUGACUUUGCUGGAAGUCUAGCUAACCAGACAAAUCUGGCUUUGAAGGGGAUUAUUGGCAUUGAAGCGAUGGCUACUAUCAGCAAGGAAACAGCUCACUCCACCGAUGCUUCAAACUAUACAGCCAUCUCUCAUCGGUACAUCCGGCAAUGGGAGAAGAUUGGAAUUGCACACAAUGCGAACCCUCCCCAUACGACGUUAUCAUAUGGCGCGAAUAACUCCCAUGGUCUCCUGUAUAAUCUUUACGCCGACCGCGAGUUGGGAUUGAACUUGGUGCCACAAUCAGUGUACGAGAUGCAGAGUGCAUUCUAUCCUACGGUGCAAAACACCUAUGGGGUACCGCUGGACACUCGCCACACAUAUACCAAGGGUGACUGGGAGCUAUUUACUGCCGCUAUCGCGUCAACGACCACGAGGGACAUGUUCAUCAGUCUUCUUGCCAACUGGAUCAAUGUCACCCCGACCAACCGAGCUCUUACAGAUCUCUACGAUACUACUACCGGGGAGUAAGUAAACGCAAUAUCAACUUCUGGAACCUUAGGCUAAUGUCUGUAGCUAUCCUUCAAUUACCUUCAUCGCCCGACCCGUUGUGGGUGGUGCUUUCGCCCUCUUACUUCUCAAUCAGGGCGACUAAGU
Messenger RNA from Aspergillus saccharolyticus JOP 1030-1, 2356 nucleotides. It is a transcript of the gene gta1, whose product is annotated as glutaminase GtaA. The coding region runs from base 230 to 2230 and encodes 666 amino acids. The transcript has 7 exons. The record is from RefSeq and is a predicted model, not a curated record. NCBI's taxonomy places the organism in Eukaryota, Fungi, Ascomycota, Eurotiomycetes, Eurotiales, Aspergillaceae.